AUGUUGUCUACGAGGCCAUUGGGCCGCCUGGCCUCGCGCCUGGGCUCCAAUGUCGGAACUGUCAGUCCUCUAUCUCUCCCUCGUUUCGCACAUCGCAACAACAAAACUAACGCACCUUCUAGCCCCUGCGUCGAGAUGACAAACUGGGAGAAGGGACAUUACAUCAACUACAAGAAAAUGUCUGAGAACCUCUCAGUUGUCCGCAGCAGACUCAACCGACCCCUCACAUACUCCGAGAAGGUCCUCUAUUCUCAUCUGGAUGACCCGCACAACCAGGAAAUCGAGCGCGGCGUCUCAUACCUUAAGCUCAGGCCCGACCGAGUGGCAUGUCAAGAUGCAACCGCACAAAUGGCUAUCCUCCAGUUCAUGUCAGCAGGCAUGCCUUCAGUCGCUACUCCAAGUACCGUCCACUGUGAUCACUUGAUUGAGGCCCAGAUUGGUGGUGACAAAGAUUUGGACCGAGCGAAGAGUAUCAACAAGGAAGUGUACGAUUUCUUAUCCACCGCAUGUGCCAAGUACAACAUCGGCUUCUGGAGACCAGGCUCUGGCAUUAUCCAUCAAAUCAUCCUUGAGAAUUACGCUUUCCCAGGUGGUUUGAUGAUCGGUACUGACUCUCACACACCAAAUGCUGGUGGUUUGGGUAUGGCUGCCAUCGGUGUUGGUGGUGCUGAUGCUGUCGAUGUCAUGGCAAAUCUUCCAUGGGAAUUGAAGGCCCCUAAAUGCAUUGGUGUCAGAUUGACGGGCGAGCUUUCUGGAUGGACUUCUCCCAAAGAUAUCAUUCUCAAGGUUGCCGGAAUUCUUACAGUCAAAGGUGGAACUGGAGCUAUCGUUGAAUAUCAUGGUCCUGGUGUCAACAGCCUAAGUUGCACUGGCAUGGGCACGAUCUGCAACAUGGGAGCUGAGAUAGGUGCGACUACAUCCAUCUUCCCCUUCAACGACCGAAUGUACGACUACUUGGCUGCAACCAAACGCCAGCGCAUCGGAGACCUUGCCCGAAGCUAUGCUGCCGAACUUCGCGAGGAUGAAGGCGCCGAGUACGACCAGCUGAUCGAGAUCAACCUCUCUGAACUGGAGCCUCACAUCAACGGUCCAUUCACUCCUGAUUUGGCCACCCCAAUUUCCAAGUUUAAGGAAGCCGUCAAGGAAAACAACUGGCCUCAAGAACUCAAGGUCGGCUUGAUCGGUUCCUGCACGAACUCCUCGUACGAGGACAUGGCUAGAGCCGCCAGCAUCGCUCAAGAUGCUAUGGAUCACGGUGUUAAGGCCAAGUCUUUGUUCUGUGUUACCCCCGGAUCGGAGCAAAUCCGUGCCACUAUCGAGCGUGAUGGUCAACUCAAGACGUUUGAAGACUUUGGAGGAGUUGUCUUGGCCAAUGCUUGCGGUCCUUGCAUCGGUCAAUGGGACCGAAAGGACGUCAAGAAGGGCGAACCAAACUCCAUCAUCUCGUCCUACAACCGAAACUUCACUGGUCGUAACGAUGCAAACCCCGCCACCCACUCGUUCGUCACUUCUCCAGAUCUCACUGUGGCCAUGACUAUUGCUGGCGAUCUUGGCUUCAACCCUCUCACCGACACCCUGAAGGACAAGGAUGGCAAUGAAUUCAAGCUCAAACCCCCAACCGGUGACGCUCUUCCACGCAAUGGAUACGACCUCGGCCGUGACACCUACCAAGCCCCACCGGAGGAGCGUUCCCAGGUUGACGUCAAGGUCUCGCCCACUUCCGACCGUCUCCAGAUCCUGCAACCCUUCGAUGCUUGGGACGGCAAGGAUCAGACUGAUCUCCCUAUCCUGAUCAAGACAAAGGGCAAGACCACCACUGAUCAUAUCUCUAUGGCCGGCCCUUGGUUGAAGUACCGAGGUCAUCUUGACAACAUUUCCAACAACAUGUUGAUCGGUGCCAUCAAUGCUGCCAACGGUGAAGCCAACAAGGUCAAGAACUUCAAGACUGGAGAAUGGGAUGCUGUCCCAGCUACUGCUCGUCAAUACAAGAAAGAUGGUAUCAAGUGGGUUGUCGUUGGUGACUGGAACUACGGCGAAGGUUCAUCUCGAGAACAUGCUGCUCUUGAACCAAGACAUCUUGGUGGUAUUGCUAUCAUCACCCGAAGCUUUGCGCGUAUCCACGAGACCAACUUGAAGAAGCAAGGCAUGUUGCCUCUGACCUUCUCCAACCCCGAGGACUAUGACAAGAUCAACCCUGAUGACAAGGUCGACCUUCUCGUCACUGGACUGGCUGUUGGUAAGCCUCUGAUCAUGAGAGUCCACCCCAAGGACGGCAAGACAUGGGAUUGCGAACUCUCUCACACUUUCAACGAGGGCCAGAUUGAAUGGUUCAAGAAUGGCAGUGCUUUGAACACCAUGGCCAAGAAGCACGGCGCGAAAUAA
Molecule: messenger RNA, 2382 nt
Organism: Exophiala oligosperma
Lineage: Eukaryota; Fungi; Ascomycota; Eurotiomycetes; Chaetothyriales; Herpotrichiellaceae
Product: aconitate hydratase, mitochondrial
Exons: 10
Coding region: 1-2382 (793 amino acids)
Biological process (GO): tricarboxylic acid cycle
Cellular component (GO): cytosol; mitochondrion
Molecular function (GO): 4 iron, 4 sulfur cluster binding; aconitate hydratase activity
Source: RefSeq, a predicted model, not a curated record